Molecule: messenger RNA, 4945 nt
Organism: Malania oleifera
Lineage: Eukaryota; Viridiplantae; Streptophyta; Magnoliopsida; Santalales; Ximeniaceae
Product: regulator of telomere elongation helicase 1 homolog
Exons: 25
Coding region: 897-4160 (1087 amino acids)
Biological process (GO): negative regulation of DNA recombination; negative regulation of t-circle formation; regulation of double-strand break repair via homologous recombination
Cellular component (GO): nucleus
Molecular function (GO): DNA binding; DNA polymerase binding; ATP binding
Source: RefSeq, a predicted model, not a curated record
CCGGCCCAGGUACUUCUGCCGCCCUUAUCAUCCCUUUCCUCGCUGGCUUAUCUAAUUUGGUCUUUUUUUUUUCCCCCUCCAUUUUUGGUUUUUUUUUUCGUUUUAAUUUUCUUUUUUUGCUGAAACGAAUUGGCGGGUGGUCUUCUCAGGCGACGACCUCCAGCCACGGUCCUCAGCAGUUGUUUUCUUAAGCCUUUCAAAAAAGGGUGUUGCUUUUGAAUUUCUUUGUUAUUCGGCUUGGAUUCUUUUAGUCAUUUAUUGCACACGAUAGUGCAAUGUGAUUUUAAGAAAUUGGUUGGGAUGGGUGUUACACUGAUUUAGUGGAUAGGGGCUUAAUCUUGAUUGGGUGAUACUCGGUCACCAGAACCCAUGUGAGUACAAUUUGUUUGUCCAUUGCUUUGAAGCUUUUGGGCGUAAAAAUCAGAGUAUCAAGCUAUCAGUGGCAGUGCAGGCUACUUGGCUGGAUAGGGGCAUUUAAUUGCUGUUAGAAAUAUGAAAUUUGCAGGUUAAUUUUUAGUUUACUUACCCAUUUUUCGUUGUAGUUUGUAGAAGUCAUAGAUAAAGGAAAGAAACAGGUGAAGUGACCAAGAUGUAAGGCGGUCUCAUUUAAUACAGGAGCGAAUGUUCAUCCUUUUUUUUCCCGUUUUGAUGAAUGUGGCAUUGAUUUCAACCAUUUUAUUAAUAUAUAAUGACAUGACAUGGUUUCGUUGUAUGGCAUUAUUAGAAUUCCAUGAAAAACUGAUGAUAAAUAACCAAACAAGUUGACAGUUUUCUUUUUUAGUUUAUGUUUUUCAGUUUAGGUUUCUAGUUUUCUGUUUCUGUUUCCUACUUCCUUGUUAUGCGUUUCUGAUAUUCUCUUUACUUUCAAACAGAAAUUAGAGUUCAAGAAUCCAUAGAUGCCAACGUACAAUAUCAGAGGAAUCAAUGUCGAUUUCCCAUUCGAGGCCUAUGAUUGCCAGCUUGUUUACAUGGAAAAAGUCAUUCAAUCUCUACAAAAUAAAUGUAAUGCGCUGCUGGAGUCUCCUACUGGAACAGGGAAAACCUUGUGUCUACUCUGCGCUACUCUGGCUUGGAGGAAGAGUUUGGGUGCUUUCUCAACUGGUCAGAAUAUGGGAAGCAGCCCUCUAGAUGUUUCACUAUCUCAAUCAAAGGCUAACAAUCUGCCUACGAUAGUGUAUACAUCACGCACUCACAGCCAGCUCCAGCAAGUGAUACGAGAACUAAAAAGAACCAAUUACAGGCCCAAAAUGGUAGUGUUAGGAUCGCGUGAGCAAUUGUGCAUUCAUGAUCAGGUGAGUUUACUUCAUGGAAGUGCACAGACGAAUGCAUGCCAUUCCCUUUGCAAAAGGCACACAAAGCAUUAUUGUACGCAUUAUAAUCGUGUUGCAGAUUUCUUAAAGAAGAAUCCAUAUCUUGGGGAUGAACCGAUUGACAUAGAGGAGAUGGUCAAUAUUGGAAGAAGUUGUGGGCCGUGUCCGUAUUAUGUAUCCCGAGAGCUCCACAAGGUUGUAGAUAUUCUGUUUGCACCUUAUAACUAUCUUAUUGAUUACUCAUACAGAAAAUCUCUUAAUCUUACGUGGGACAACAGUAUACUCAUUUUUGAUGAAGCCCACAAUCUGGAAAGCUUAUGUUCAGAUGCAGCCUCUUUUGACUUACCUUAUGGGCUCCUGACAUCUUGCAUUUCUGAAGCAAAAAAAUGUAUAGACCUUUCCAUAGCAAGGAGGGAAAUGGAAAAAUCCAAUGACAAAUCACACAAACCAGAUAAUUAUGCUAUCCUCAGAGCGCUUCUUCUGAAGCUUGAGAAGCGGAUUUCUGAAGUUCCUAUUGGGUCCAAAGAGUUGGGUUUUACAAAGCCUGGGCCAUACAUUUAUGAACUACUUGGUGAUCUAAACAUUACUCAUGAAACUGCCAGCAUGCUUAAUGAUAUAAUUGAAGAGGCUGCUUUGCUUCUUGAGGAAGAUUCAGGUACAAAUGAUGGUAAAAUGCCUCAAAAGAUGAGGGGCACCAUCUGCAGGCUGGAAAGCAUCAGUGACAUGCUUAAGUUAAUCUUCAAAGGCGGUUGCAAUGCCCAUUCGAGAUACUAUCGUGUUCAUGUGCAGGAAGUUGAAGCAAAUGCUGGAGAUGUCUAUAAAGGCAAGGCAUCUAGAACACUCAGCUGGUGGUGUUUUAAUCCAGGAUUCGCUAUGGAGGAAUUUGCUAGGUUGGGUGUUGGGUCCAUCAUUUUAACAUCUGGCACAUUAUCUCCAAUGGAUUCGUUUGCACAGGAACUGAAGUUGAAAUUUCCCAUUCGGUUGGAGAAUCCUCAUGUUGUAUCUGCAAAUCAGAUAUGGGCAGGUGUUGUGCCAGCUGGUCCAUCUGGUUGCUCUUUUAACUCCUCUUAUCGGACUCGCGAUUCUCUUGAAUACAAGCAAGAGCUUGGGAAUGCUAUUGUAAACUUUGCUCGGAUUGUACCCGAUGGAUUGCUUGUAUUCUUUCCUUCAUAUUACCUUAUGGAUCAAUGCAUUGGGUGCUGGAAGAGUUGUACAAACUCCAUAAAUUCUAGUACAAUUUGGGAAAGAAUUUGCAAACAUAAGCAACCUGUUGUGGAACCCAGACAAUCUUCACUUUUUCCAUUGUCAAUUGAGGACUAUAAAACUAAGUUGAAGGACACCUCAACUUCUGGUGCAGUAUUUUUUGCUGUGUGUCGUGGGAAGGUGAGUGAAGGAUUAGAUUUUGCUGACCAUGCUGGGAGAGCAGUGAUCAUCACUGGUAUGCCAUUUGCCAUGAGGACUGAUCCUAAGGUUCGUUUAAAACGGGAGUACUUGGACGAACAGGCACAAUCUCAACUGACAGGACAUAAGGUUCUGACUGGAGAAGAGUGGUACAAUCAACAAGCAUCUCGUGCUGUGAAUCAGGCUGUUGGACGCGUCAUCCGUCAUCGCAACGAUUAUGGAGCUAUUAUCUUUUGCGAUGAAAGGUUUGCACUUCCAAGUCGUCAGUCCCAAAUAUCACUUUGGAUACAGCCUCACAUCAAGUGUUACUCCAAAUUUGGGGAUGUUGUUUUUACAUUGACCCGCUUUUUCCGAAGUGGAGGAAUUCAUGGUCCUAUUAAACUGAAGUCAUUACAAGCUGAUUCCAACAUUGUUACAACUCCAAAACCUGUAUUAGAUGGGGGGAUAUCUGAAUCCCCAUUGGAGGAUGUAUCAUUAUCAUCAAAGCCCUUAAAUCAGGCACAUGGAAACGUAAAUGAGAUGAAAACUGGAGAGCCUCUGGACAAAAAUUAUCUCGAAAAAUUUUUCUCUUCUCUGGCUGCCCCUGCAAAGAAAGAUAACUCUGUAAAAAGAUUGUCUUCUGCCCCAGAAAUUAAAAGAGGCAACAUUUCUAGUCAGAUGGGAGAAAUUCUUCCUGCUAAUCGCUCAUCUCUUACUCAUUGUAAACAAAAUCAAUCUUCAACAUUAAAGCGUUCAAAUGAUCUAUUCUGCGAUGUAAAGAAGUUGCCUAUUCCAGGAGUGAAAAAUGUGCGACAUAUAAAUCAAGAAGCGAUUGAAUUGACCGGUACCUCUUUAUUGCACGAAGACCCUAGCAAAGAACAGCUGAGUAUACCUUGUUCUCUAAAGAAGCCUAAAAUGUUGGCUAUAGAAACUGAUGCAUCACAAUGUUCACAAAAUUGCCAUGAGCAGCUAUCUCUUGUCAGAAAAGCACAACCAAGCCCAUUGUCGUCUAAUCCAGUGAAACCUGAGAAAUUACAGAUCUCUGAUAAUGCAAGAAGCAAGCAAAAGGCUGACGCUAGUUCUCAAAUGCUAUUUGAAGAUGACAUUAGUGUUCAAGAGAGGAAUCCAGUGUUUUCCUGUCAAAAAAACAAGGAUGUUGUAUCAGAUCUCGUGUCCUGUUGUGAUGAGGAAACAAGAGGAUCUACUUUUCUGAUUCAGGUUAAAGAGAAACUUACUACUGCAGAGUAUCAAGAAUUUGUGGGUUUUAUGAAGGCAUUAAAAUCCAAAGCAAUGAAGAUAGGUCAAGUUCUGCAAUGCAUUGCCAGGUUGUUCUCUGCACCAGAAAGGCUUCCUCUUCUUAAAAGAUUCAAAGAUUAUGUACCCGCAAAGUAUCAUCCUCUAUAUGAGCAUCAUCUUAUAGCAAAUGAGAGAAUGGUUGGCAGUGGAUGCAAAGAAAUUCUGCCAUCUUAAUUAUAAGAGAAGCUUGAUCCGUGCAAUAUGCAUAUGCCUAGCAAGGCCAAAUAUCUGUUUCCUCGUGGGGUUGAAAUGUGAGUUAUUGUACUAAUUUCUGUAUUCAUUAUCCUACCUAAAAUGCAUAAUUAUCUUAAACGUGACCUGCAGGGCAUUCAAUCAGAUAAUCGCGCCAUUGCGUUCUGGGCAAAAAGAAAUUGAAAGCAGAUUUUUUUGGCGUAAUGCAAUGCCCGAACUUGAAGAAACUCAUUCCUCCAUUUCGAUUUCUGCUGACUGGCCACCCAAUUUACCGGGUACUUCUGGGAUCGGGUUACUACUGACGAGAUUGGAUACAGUUGAAUAAAGCAAGAUCACAAUAGCAAUAUUGGAUAUAAAGUAACCUCUGUAAUUGCUGCACUAGCUUUCACUGCCUUAAUGGUGGUGAUAGAGUCUGGGCCACAUUGAUUUUUUAAUUGGGUUCCAGAAAUUUAUGCAUGGUGGGCAUAUUGUUAAUGCUGGUGGUUAUGGAGAUCUGUUUGAGAGCGACUCUUAUCAAUACUGCAAUAGUGGCGGUGCCCUGUCGUUGCAGUUCUUGGUGUGUGCACAUGCUAGAAUGGUAGUUCGGUUUCAGCCUCAGGGUAUGAGAUAUAUGUAAUUAUUUCUUAUGAAAAAGAAAAGCUACCUUUUUUUAGGUUGCCAGAAAUAAUGACCAUGGCAACUUCUGCGCCUUCAUGAUGGUUGUAGUUAGUCAUUGGUGCAUCCAUUUAUAAUGCCAUUUAAAAAUAAAAAAAUUUAAAUUUUUGUUC